AGCUGGGUCUCCCUGUUGGAUCGCAUCGCUUCGUGUGGGAGCCGCGACAGGUAGCUCUGGGGCGCCGGGGUCGUUGAGGGAGGAGGAAGAAGCCGAGGAGCACAUUGAGACUAUAUCUUUACCUGAAGAUUUUAAGAAAGUGUGGAAGCCUGGAAUAAGAAAUCAUUUGUAUUGCCAAUGUGUGAAGCAGGCCUAAUGCAUAAAAAACUGUGUGAUGCCUUGGAAGGUGAAGAUGACAUGAUAUAUGGAGAUUUGGGAAAUGGAUUUAAAAAACAUAAUGGUAUUUAUGAAUCAGAAGUCUUUCACAAAUAUACAGCUAGGUCUAGAAGCGGUUCUGCAAGGAAGAGUUUGCCAAGUGAUGGUGAAGAAUAUGAUGCAGGUUUUUUUCGUUGCUCAAAAUGUGACAGUUUGAAUGAUGUGCCAGUCAAAACAAUCGGAAGGAAUGGAUUUGCUCCUUGCAAACAACAAGCCAGUUCUGAGUUCAAUUCUGAGGCAUCAAAUGAAGAAUUAAAACAACGUCUCCAAGGAAUUUUAGAGGAAGUAGAAAAUUUAAGAGUGGAAUUGGAAGCAUCUCAAAGACAACUUGAAGGCAAAGAACAAGCUUUAAAAGUUCUGCAGAGCAUGGCUGUUUUGGACAAAGCUACCACUCACACUAAAGCAAUAUUUAUAAAAACAGACCAACAAAAGCGAGCCUUAGAAAAGGAAAUAAAUAUUCUGCAGUGGGAGAUCAGAAUUAAUCAGGAGAAAUUAAAAAAUAUAGACGAGACCUGGGCAGAGAAAUAUGAAAGAAUUUAUUGUGAAAAUGCUGCUUUUAAAGAAACUCUUAAAAUGAAAACUGAGGAAAUUAAACUACUGAAGUCUGAAAAUCAACUUUUAGAACAACAGCAUUUGGAGAUGAUGGCAAUGCUUGAUGUAAAACAGCAGAAGUUGGUUCAGGAUAAUAUGUCUCUAAGCAAGAGUGGCGUUACUGAGGUUACAAGUCUAGAAUUGGCAGUACUUGGAGCUUGUGCUUGCAAUGGCUCUGAAGGAGAACCCUGUGCCUGUGCCAAGAUGUCAGCAGCAACUCGAAAGCAACUUCUUCAACUCAAGCAAGAGUUUGACUGUUUGAAGAAGAGUAAAGAAGAAGCUUAUAUAAUGGCGGAUGCCUUCAGAAUAGCUUUUGAACAACAACUGAUGUGGAGGAAGGACCAGGCUUUCAGACUUGCACAAAUGAGUAAGAUCUGCAGAAAAGAAACUAAAACAGUAAAGUGGAAAAGCAUUAAAGAAGAUGGUGUUUCCUUGUUUCAAGAAAAAAGAAAAAGCUUGGGAGAAAAGCUGAUGGGCAUGCUUGCUUCUGGCCCUGAGAGUAAAAAAGUAGAAGAACUGGACAAUCCACUGGAGAUCAUUAGGACACUAACAGACCUGCUGAACGAUAAGGAGGAAAUAUUGGCUCAUCAAAGGAAGGUUAGUUAUAUGCUUGCUCGUACAUUGGAAGAUAAAGAAAGUGCUUUGCACCAAAGGAAAGAAAAUACAUUGUCAGAGGAAAAGGUUACUUUUAAGAACAAUCAGUACACAAAAGAGUUAAAACCCCAAGAAUGGAUUUUUCCUGAAUGUUCGUGUUGUCAAACGUAUACUGUUCAGGACAGCUUUUCUUCUUCGGUUCCCAAUACAAACUCCAGCAGUAUGCCAAGUUCUCAUUCCACAGGAUCUAAAGAAAAUAAUCAUCACAACUUCAAAGAGACAGUGACUAUGAAAUAAGAUACUGGGUUUUUUUUAGGAAAAUGUAAAUCUGUGUGUAAAAACGACAACUUCCUUAACAUUUUGUUUCAUAAUUUAGGACUCUUAAACUCCCUCUGUGCUCCAUUGAACAUAAGGAACUUUUAAAGGAGCAUCUUUAAAGAACUCCUUCAUAAUUUCCGUAUCAGGGACACAGAUAAAGACAAAUGUAAAAGCUGCUUGUUGAUGGAAAGCAGAAGGAAAAGCUGAAAACAUGCAAGGGUUUAUGCAUCUGUGGAACACCUGCAGUGAACUAUAAUUCAACCUUAAUUCAGGAAAGUGUAACCAUAAAAUCAGGCCAUUUUACCAUUUAAGUAACUUACAAUUUCUGUGUUGAAAAUAAGUGAAUAUAUAGUUUAUUGUUCAUGGAUUGUAUUCAGAGGUCUCCGUCUGCGAACAGAAGACCUUAUUACAUUCUUCUAAAGACUUCUUCCAGUUUCUGAUCUCACAGAGUGCUUUGCUAGCAGAACCUACAAAUCCCCCUUCUACAUAAUUCUAUCAUUCUCCUGCUACUGUUUCUGAAAAUGUUUUCCGUUUUAAAUUCCAUUUUCUUCUCUUUUCUAAGCUGGCCCUUUAAUUUAGUUCCUUGUCAAGAUUGUUUCCAUGGGUUAGAAAACAUUUUUCUUUAUGUGUUCAAUGUUUUGCAUGCUAUUUGCAGCAGAGCACAUUUCCUCUUUUUUAAGACCUGUUUUUUUUGCUUUCUUUUUUGAAUUAGCUUCUUUUAUUGAUGCUCUUCCUCACUGACAGAACACUAGAAAGAACUUUUUUCUUAAUCAAGGCUUGUUCAUAACCUCUUAAACUCCCUCUCCUUGCUCUUUUGUAGUAUGAAAACGAUACCGUUCACUUUCCAUAUAUAGUUAGACUCCAAGUCCUGUCAAUUCCCGACACCACAGACUAUAUUUUAUAUGUGAUGGAAAUUAAGGGUUUCAAUUUCCCACUUUUCAAUAUAUCUUAUAGUUCUUGUUUCUUUUUAAGUAUGAGGGAACAUCUUAUGAUUUGCAUUAAUCCAAUCAUUUACUAAUUUUUCUGCAACUUUGAAUGUUUUUCACUUGGAUAAAUGACUGGUUUACUGAUUUCCAUUUCUUCUGGAGCACGUUUUCAUAGGGUACAGAUACACAAAAUUGGUUCCAGUUGCAUCUCCCCCUUCUGUUCAUGUAGAUUGAUCAAAAAGAGGACAUAAUGGGAUUCAACCUGAUCUACAUAAAAAUCAAUUGCCUUGUGCAGGUAUAUAUUUGAAAGAAUGAUUUCAUGAUCAAACAAAACCUUUUGUCUUAGGAAAUUGGAGGACUUUUAUAUAUUGAUCUAAUUAGGAGAAAAUAUUAAUCUGUAGGUAUAUUAGAUUAAGCUAUACAUGUAUAAAAACACUGCAUGUGACCAUUGCUUCACCAGAUCUCCUUAUCAGAAAGUUGAAGCUACCUUGUAAAUGUGUGUGCAAUACAAAUUAAUGUUGGGUUCACACUGAUUAUUAAGUGCAUUCAGGUUAAUACUGCACAUAUAAAUGAUUAUGUGAUGUGAUAUAAGGUUUCUUUUGCUAAGAAUAUCAAAUGUAUGGAAAUACAGUGACUAUGGAAACACUAUUUUUUCUAGUGACUAGCUUCAUAUAUUGCAUUAAGCUGUGGUUUACCUUUAGAUAUAUUUUACAGUUUACAACCAUACUAACAAGCUUCAUAUAACAUGCUAAGCUACUGCCAAUUCACCUCAAACAGAUAUGUAAGCUCAGCCUUUUUGGGUCAUCAUUUAUUUUUUAUUUGGAAGUCUUGCCUAUGAAUGUUAUAUGUGUAUAUUGUCAUAAUCAUUUGAGUGAAUCUCUAUUGUAAUACUUCUUAAAUAUUUUGUAUAAUUUGAAUAACUUUAACAUUAUAUUUCCCCCCAAAAUCUGUAAAACAAGCUAUUAGAAUGUUUUUGGAGCAUGGCCACAUCUGAAAAUUUUAAAUUGUAUUAUAAAUUUAAACUGUAUCAUAAAUUGUCAGUCUGGGGGCUUGCCCAGUCUGGGGGCUUGCCCAUUCACAAAAUUUCUUCUUGGCAAGCAUGACCAAAAAUAAAUUCUGAGAGACUA
Protobothrops mucrosquamatus (brown spotted pit viper) is the source of this 3811-nucleotide messenger RNA. It is a transcript of the gene CCDC125, whose product is annotated as coiled-coil domain containing 125. The record is from RefSeq and is a predicted model, not a curated record. NCBI's taxonomy places the organism in Eukaryota, Metazoa, Chordata, Lepidosauria, Squamata, Viperidae. The coding region runs from base 178 to 1737 and encodes 519 amino acids. The transcript has 12 exons. Gene Ontology annotation, cellular component: cytoplasm. Gene Ontology annotation, biological process: negative regulation of cell motility; negative regulation of Rho protein signal transduction.